This is a messenger RNA of Trichoplusia ni (cabbage looper), 1618 nucleotides long. RefSeq lists its product as uncharacterized. Bases 106 to 948 code for a protein of 280 amino acids. The transcript has 5 exons. The record is from RefSeq and is a predicted model, not a curated record. Lineage: Eukaryota; Metazoa; Arthropoda; Insecta; Lepidoptera; Noctuidae.
GUGUUUGUGUCGUUACCUUAAUUUAAUUACGCUUAGUAACGUAAACAAGGAUUAGUGAAGUUCUUGUUUCUUAUUUUUUUACUCCAAUACUAAAUCUAAUAGACCAUGAAGGCUGUUCUCAGUUUUGUGAUGCUCGUCCUGGGCUCAGUCUCCACGGACAUGGCGGGCGAGUGCGACAUGGCAGGUUUCUACACGGAGUUGGGAUGCACGCCGCUGCCGCCGGCCGACGGCGCUCUUUGCCCCGACGCAUUCAACUGUCCUGACUUCCAACCAGACCCGGCUAAAUGCUACUAUAAGGGUAUACCUUACGACAACGGAGCGUCUAUACCUCAAGCCCUGAUCAGCAACCCGUGCUCGCUCGCGUGCAGCUGCGCCGUGUUUAACGGGGAGCCUUCGUUCAGUUGCGCGGCGGUGGACUGCGUCGAGGAGUUUGAUAAUGAUAUGCAGCAGCAAUGUAUCAGCACCUACGAGUUAGACUCGUGUUGUAGUACCGGCUCUGUAUGCGGCAAAGACUCAAUCGCCCAGCUAAAGACCUGCGAAGUCGACGGCAAGACAUACCACGAAGGCGAGACCUACCAACCUAAGAACACUCAGAAGACUUGCCUCUGUACCGCGAACUUCAACGGUACCGUCAGCGACGCCUACUGCACCGACAUAAACUGCGGGCUGGAGAUCCACUACCAAUCUGACCUGCAUAAGAACUGCGCGCCUGUGUUCGUUGGUAGUAAGAGGAGUUGUCCCAUCGGGUUUGAAUGCCAGACCACAAAGACAAAAGUAGUCCGCGGUCUAAACAUCCGCAACCUGAGCGCGCAAUGCACGUUCGGGAACAUGACGAUGACCAUCGGAGACGAGGUCACUGUUGAUGACAACUGCACCAAGUGCACCUGCAGUGUACCACCCUUCGUCACCUGUGUUAGGAAGAAUUCCUGCGACUCCACGACCCAGUAGAUGGAAUACUUUGAUAGUAACGAUCGUGAGAGCCACGAUUCAUUAUUAAAUGAUGCAACGGUUUACUCACGCGUAUUUAUCGGUUAGUUUCGGCUAGUUUCGGACCCAAACCGGAGUCCUUAAUCAUGAGCUCACGCGGUGGGGUCGCUCAGCUCAUAAAUGUGAGUAAACCGUUGCAUCAUUUAAUAAAGAAGGAAUACUGUGUACUAUUUGUAAUUUCGUUUAUCGAAAAAGUGAUUAUUGUUAGAAUUUGGCGUGUCGUAAAAUGGAGGCUUUUGUAUCCAGUGAUCUUGAUAUUAUUAAGAUCUUAAAUUAUAUAACCAAAAAACUAUUUUAGCAAUUGAAUGCCUUUUAAAAGUGCCAAUUUAAAAACUUAAAAAAAAAUAUUUGUCAAAAUUUUAAAUCAUAGGUAAUAUACGCGCGAAUGUAGAAAAAGUGGUGAAAGAAACCCAAAGUUAUAAAAAUAUAAAAUUUAAUAACGAUUACAUUGCUUAACAGUAUUUAUUACAGAUUAAUAUAAAAUAAAAACUUAGAACAAUAACAUUAUACUCGAAUAUAGGAAUCACAUGACGUUUAUACUUAAAAAUAAGGACUUUUACAUUAUGUACAAAUAACUAAGCGGACCAUCGUAAAUUAAAUUAACAAAAUAAUACUAUGUUGUGACGACUUA